Molecule: messenger RNA, 1287 nt
Organism: Phytophthora sojae
Lineage: Eukaryota; Oomycota; Peronosporomycetes; Peronosporales; Peronosporaceae
Exons: 1
Coding region: 1-1287 (428 amino acids)
Biological process (GO): 'de novo' pyrimidine nucleobase biosynthetic process; pyrimidine ribonucleotide biosynthetic process
Cellular component (GO): mitochondrial inner membrane; cytoplasm
Molecular function (GO): dihydroorotate dehydrogenase activity
Source: RefSeq, a predicted model, not a curated record
AUGCGAGCUGCCACGACCUCGAUCUGCCGCGCCUCGCGCCGCGCGCUGGCCCAGCAGGCCGCGUGCAUGAGCACGGGCCCGUCCUCGUCAUUCUCGGGCCUCCACACGGCCGCGUACCUGGCGAUCGGCGGCGGCGCGGCGGCCGCCGUCGUGGCCGCGGCCAACGGCGUGGUGCCCCACGAGUGGGUCAUCCGGCAGCUGGCCGAGCCCAUGAUGCCCGUGGUGCGGCUGUUCGACCCGGAGACGGCGCACCAGGUCGCGGUGCAGUGCGCGCGCUUCGGCCUGACGCCCAAGGACCCGGAGGCCGACCCGGAGCUGCUGCGCGUGCAGGCGCUGGGGCUCGAGUUCCCCAACCCGCUGGGCAUCGCCGCCGGCUUCGACAAACACGGAGAGGCCAUGGAGGGCAUGCUGGACAUGGGCUUCGGCUGCGUCGAGAUCGGCAGCGUCACCCCCAAGCCGCAGCCGGGCAACCCGCAGCCGCGGGUCUUCCGCCUGCCCGAGGACCGCGGAGUGAUCAACCGCUAUGGAUUCAACAGCAAGGGGCUCGAGUACGUCGGCGACCGACUGGAGCGGUACGUGGGCUCGCGCGCUAAGCGCCAGGGCAACGGCCACCGCGCGGGCGUCCUGGGCGUCAACCUGGGCAAGAACAAGCUCACGGAGGACGCCGCCUCCGACUACGUGCGGGGCGUCCACGCGCUGGGCAAGUACGCCGACUACCUGGUCGUGAACGUGUCGUCGCCCAACACGCCCGGCCUGCGCACGCUGCAGGGCAAGAUCCAGCUGCAGAACCUGCUGGUCCGCGUGCUCAAGGCUCGCGAUGAGGUUGCUGCCAAGGAGGAGCGCCGUAUCCCGCUGCUCGUCAAGAUCGCGCCCGACCUCACGGAGGACGACAAGCAGGACAUCGCCGACGUGGCGCUUGAGCUCAAGCUGGACGGUCUGGUCGUGUCCAACACGACUCUGAGCCGCCCGGACACGCUCAAGGGCGAGGCCAAGGGCGAGACCGGCGGUCUGAGCGGCCUCCCCGUGCGGGACCUGUCCACCAAGGUGCUGGGCGACAUGUACAAGCUCACCAAGGGCCAGAUCCCGCUCAUCGGCGUGGGCGGCGUCUCCACGGGCCAGGACGCGUACGACAAGAUCCGUGCCGGCGCCUCGCUCGUGCAGAUGUACUCGUGCCUGAUCUACGAGAGCCCGCUGGCCGUGCCGCGCGCCAAGAAGGAGCUGGUUGCGCUGCUGCGCCGCGACGGCUACGAGAGCGUGGCCGACGCCGUCGGUGCCGCCCACAAGUAA